Drosophila ananassae is the source of this 875-nucleotide messenger RNA. RefSeq lists its product as uncharacterized. The transcript has 2 exons. The record is from RefSeq and is a predicted model, not a curated record. Bases 248 to 832 code for a protein of 194 amino acids. NCBI's taxonomy places the organism in Eukaryota, Metazoa, Arthropoda, Insecta, Diptera, Drosophilidae.
CUAGUUUGGGUAAUUUUGGAGUCUGAUUUUAAUCGGAAACUGGGUGAGCAAUAAAAUGCUUGAAUGAUUUUCCAAAGUCCAUCCAUUUAGCUGACAUCCCGCUUUUCGGAAUCAUUGGGCAGAUCGAUCGUGAAUCAGCGCCUAAUGUCCGGAGUACUUUGUCGUCCAGUGGGGCCUGACUAAUAACAACUGCAGUUAUAUAAACAGUGCUUAAUUGGAAAAGUGCCCAGUGGAUAAUUACACCAAGAUGCGUGAGGUACUCACCCGUAGCGUAUGUGGCAUGUGCCUGAUGCUCGUGAUUUUCGUUCCCUUGAGCGGGGCAUGGCGCUCUUUUAAGGUAAUUCUCACCAGUGUUGACUUUGAGGUCAAUGAUAAGUUCGUGGAUGUCAAGGCGAAACUUCAGAAUGAUACUGGCGAUGCCAAACUGACUCUGGACAUAAUGGUCCUCGAGGACAUAGAUGACGUGGAGAUGGCAAUAGACGUGGCUCUUGAGACAGAAAAGGGGAAUUAUUCCACCCUGAUCACCCGUUCCAUUAACUUCUGUAAGCUGAUGAAGCAGCGUAACACUGAUCCUCUGAUGCGUCUCAUCUACGACGACUUGCUGAAGCAUGGAUCAUUUUUUAAAGAGUGUCCCAUCCGGAGAGGACCCUUUAGUUUGACUGGCUACAAGGUAGACGAGGAAGCGCUCCCCAGUUUUCUGCCAGAGUCCAAGUUUCGGUUUGGUCUGCAUAUCCUAAAGCCAAAGAAGGAAACGAUCGUUCGAGGCACCAUUUUCGGACGGGUCGACAAGUCCAAGGGCUUCGACAAUCUGAAAAGAUUUAGUCUGGGCUGACAUCCUUCGAAGGCCUCCCAAUAAAACUCCGCUGUGCUUCUCA